Molecule: messenger RNA, 423 nt
Organism: Paramuricea clavata
Lineage: Eukaryota; Metazoa; Cnidaria; Anthozoa; Malacalcyonacea; Plexauridae
Source: the annotation of a GenBank genome assembly
AUGACAACUAUCGUGGUCGGAGGACUCUUUAAUGCCGUGGCCUUUGCCGGGGCCGGCUUCCUAUUCUUCAGGUUGAAUAGACAGGGCUACAAGGAAGAGGUAAAAAGACACAACCAAGCCUUACAAAAGCUUGCAAAAGCCAAGGAGAAGUUUUACGAAUCCGAAGUGAAGCGUAGGAACGACGAGGCAAGACGGAGGGCUGAAAUCCUGGAUGCUAACAAGGAUAUCGAGGAAACAAACAGGGCACUGGAAGACCUGAGGGACUACACGAGGCUUAUGGAUUGUACGGCAUCCCAACGCAGACCGAAAUUGGAGGACUACUACCAACCAUCGGACAAAAUGAAAAGAUACGCAAUGCUGACAAUGCUGACGGUGGGCGUCCUUGGGGUUGAGGGAGCCUACGGAUUAGCACGAAUAUUUUAA